GGACUAACUUUUGGACUCUAAUUUGACUUCUCUUCAUAUUAAUUUUUCUUUUGUAGGCAGGCGAUCAUUUGGUUAAGUUUGAACAUUGGUUUGAAGCAUGUGGUGUGGAGUGGUGAUUUUAAAUUUAAGGAUUUAAUUAUGUCAUUUUUGAGUGUCUCUCAUUUGGAGUUGUUAAAAAAGGUGUGUUUGGACCUUUUAUGGAGUUGGCUAAUCUACACUUGUGUGAUAAUAUGUUCCAUUGCUUGGUUUUAUCCCAAGUUGACUCUGGUACUGAUAGUGUGUUAAAUUUUAAGAUUUUUAGUCGUGAGUGUGUAUUUCAUUGCAACUGUUUUCGUCUUAUUACAGGUUUGGAUAAUUGCGGUGGUGAUUUUAGUGUUGUUUCUACCAGACCAAAUAGAUUGUUGAGGCGAUAUUUUCCAAAUAUGGAUAGAAUAAAGUUGUCUGGUCUCAAGAGGUUCUUACAGUUUUGUUCAAUUAAUCGGCCUGCUGGUUUUUGGGCAAAACAUAGUGAUGCUGCUAGGCUUGCUGAGGUCUAUAUAGUGGAGAGGGUGUUGUUGGGGCGUGAUGAGCAAUGUUUCGUUAAAGAUAAUAUAAUGAAGAUAAUUGAUGAUGAUGUUCUUCGGGUUUCUUAUCCUUGGGGUACUCUUGGUUUUGACUGGUUGGUACAGUCACUUCGUUGUUGUUUGAGGACUUUCAAGACCAUGUCAUUUAAUAGUCAUAUGACUUAUAUGAUUAACGGGUUUCCUUAUGCUUUACAUGUGUGGGCAAUUGAGCUUUUCCCUAUUUUUCGAGAAUUUUCAAAGUACAAUGGUCUGAAGUUUCCUCGUAUGUUGCGUUGGGGUCCGUCAAAGCAAGCUCCUUAUAAUGUUGUUACUAAGAAUUUCUUCCAUGCUGAAAAUAGAUUUAAUAGGUUUCAUGUCAACUCUAUUGUUGUUAUGGGACAAGAGAGGCACAAUUAUCCAGUUGCACUUCAAUUUGCUUUUGAUUCAGGCUCUUGUUCUUCGAGUGUGGUUUUGCCGCUACCACUGAUUGAUCACAUACUUGAUGGUGUUAUGUCCAGUGUGAAUAAGAAACUAGAAGAUGAACGCUCUACUAUUUUCAAGCAAGUCACGGAUUGUUUGAAUAGCCGUGUAGAAGAAUUGGAUAAAAGAUUUGUUGACUUGACUAAAGCUGUUGCUGAAUGUGUUGAAAAGACUACUUUAGACAGUAGAAUUGACUCUUUAGAAACACGAUUUGUUUCUCUGAUCGACACUAUCGAAAGUUUAGUUCGACUCCAUCGUGAAAACAAAACAUGUUUAGGUUGUGGGUCUACUAAAAGAGAAUCUGAUUUAGUUGAUCCGGUAAACGAAGAGGGCAAGUUAGAUCCACAUUUGCAAAAAUAUUUGCAUCAAUAUCCGGAGAAUAUGCUUUGUAAAUCUACUUCUAUGACAAAUGAUCCCCUGGAUAUUCUUUGUGAUGCUGCUAUUUCUACAUCAAGUCAAUUGUCUAGUAAAACUCAAACACUUUCUGAGGUUGAAAUGCAAAUUGCAAAAGAAAAGGAAGAGCGCGAAAAACUUGAAGAAAUUAAAGCAUCAAUUAUUGUUGAUUUUAAUGAUGCUUAUGCACGAGGAGAUUAUGUGUUUUCUUCUAAUGAAGCAUCACAAAAUCUAAAUGAAGUAGCAGCAGAUGUUGGAGUUUCUAGAAAACGUCAGAGAUGCGAAGAUGGAGACAAAGAUGAUGAUGAUUUACCUUGUUGGACUCUGAUUUCAUCAGAAGAUACUCCUAUUGAGAAAGACUUGAUUUUUGGGGACUGAUAUAGAAAACUGAAUUUCAUGUUGUUGUUGUUGUUUUUUAUUUUUUUUUAUUUUUUUUUAUUUUUUUUGUGUAUAUGUUAUGAACAACACAUUAUUUUUGUAUGCUGAUUUGUGGUUUUUGAUGAAUGCAAGUGUUAUGUUAUUUUGUUUUCAUUUUUUUGCAAUGAUGUAUACUGGUUUAUUUUUUUUUUUUGCAGUCAAACUCUGCCGGAUCAGGUAGAGUUUGCAGUCAAACUCUGCCUGAUCAGGUAGAAUUUGUAGUUUGCACUCAAACUCUGCCGGAUCAGGUAGAGUGUUUGCAGCCAAACUCUGCCUGAUCCGGUAGAGUUUACUGUCAAACUCUUCCUGAAGGUAGACUUUUGCAACUUGCAAAUAUUUUUUCAAAUUCUAAUGAACUCAUACAAUAAUAAAUGUGUCUGUUGCGCACACGUCUUUGACAUUUGAAAACGUAUACAUAUGUUCUUUUACCAUUUAUUUUGAAACUAUUAAAGCAUAUUAUAUUUAAAUAAAAAAUACAUCCUUUUUUGGAUUUAACGUAUACCUUUUCUUAUUUUUGUGGUUUUAUAAUGAAUAAGCAACUUCUUCUUUUUUUUUUUUUUUUUUUUUUGGUGGGUAGAGGCAUAGUUUAAUUAAGUAGAGUUUUGCUUGUAACUCUUCCUGAUCAGGCAGAGUUUGACUUGAAACUCUGCCUUGUGCCCUUUCAGGCAGAACUUUUCUUUUACUCGCAUCCAAAGUUCUACCUGAAGGCCUAAUUUUGUGCACGUGCCAUUUUUUUAAAUCCAUGUGCACUUGGGUAAUUUUUUAACAUUUUUUAUGACAUAUAUAAAUUGCCCGCCCUUUCGUUUUUCCUUCAUUUUAUAAUUCUUUUUCUCAAUUCGAAAACUUUCCAAUCAAUUCGGUGUUUGUGACGGUUUCAAGUUAGAUUCUAUCUCUCAAACUUGAAUUCUCUUACUGGAAGUUCCACUUGAAGUGUGAGUUCCCCUUAAUAGUUAUUUAUUUUUUGUGAUUAGUUUUUUAGUUUAAACUUUUUGCAUAUGUAUUUUAGAUUUUACAAGAGUUUUGUGUGUAGUUUUUCUUUUUUAUUUCCACCCAAAUGCAUGUGUUUUAUUCUUAUUUUUUUUAUGUGUAUGUGUUUUGGGUGUUUUUGGUGGGUUUUUAUUUUCUGUAUUUGUAUGUCUGUUUGACAUUUGUUUGUUUUUUCUAAUUUCAGUGUUUGAAAAUAAGUAGUGACAGUGACAAUGUUGAUGAUCGAUUUGCUGAUUAUUAUAUCCACCAAAAUAGGUGGCCACGUAUUACUGUUGCGUGGCGAGGGGAUGAAAGUUAUCUUAAGACUAUUGAGAGUUUUUUAUUAGUACGACAGUUGAACAUGUUGGAAAAACGCCUUUUGGGAAUGUAAUGAAGUUGAAUAAUCUGAAGUUGUCUGGAGUCCUAUUGACAAGUGUUUUGCUGUCGGAAGUUCGGAGAACGGGGAUGACAUAUAUUUCAAUUUCAAUGGGAAGUUGCCAAAUUCAGAGAGAA
Molecule: messenger RNA, 3311 nt
Organism: Lycium ferocissimum
Lineage: Eukaryota; Viridiplantae; Streptophyta; Magnoliopsida; Solanales; Solanaceae
Exons: 4
Coding region: 198-1793 (531 amino acids)
Source: RefSeq, a predicted model, not a curated record